This is a messenger RNA of Panicum virgatum (switchgrass), 2992 nucleotides long. RefSeq names its product FBD-associated F-box protein At5g56370-like. NCBI's taxonomy places the organism in Eukaryota, Viridiplantae, Streptophyta, Magnoliopsida, Poales, Poaceae. Gene Ontology annotation, molecular function: protein binding. The coding region runs from base 191 to 1405 and encodes 404 amino acids. The record is from RefSeq and is a predicted model, not a curated record. The transcript has 6 exons.
CGGGUGGACCGGUUCCUCUUCCCCGGCUAUAUAAUCCGGAAGGGAAGGCCAGUGCGGGAGCGGGGUGGGGAGGGAGCGGCGGAACGCGAGGUCGGUGCGGCAUGUAGGAGACAAAUUGAGUGGGGACAACGUAGUGUUGUACGAAGCGGCGCCUGAGUUCAGCGCGCGCCCACGGGGCGUAGGCGAGACCAUGUCGGUGCCAGAGCCCACGGAGCGUGACCGACUGAGCGAGCUGCCCGAUGACCUCCUGCACCGCAUCCUGCGCUUCCUCGACACGCGGCAAGUCGUCACCGAACUCAGCUGCCUGUCACGACGGUGGCGGUACUUGUGGGCGACCUUGCCCUUCAUCACACUGCGGUCUGGCUACAACGUCUCUGAGAAGUUCGGGAACUUGCUGCUGCUGCUCCGUGAUGGGACCGUACCACUGCGCACGUUCUGCCUUCACAGCUGCUACUGGAAAAACUUUGAGUACGAGCGUAGGUGGCUCCGCCAUGCCCUGACCCGUGGGCUCUGUGUGCUGGAAUUAAAUCUCAGCAGCAGGGACUGCUUCCAGCUUCCUGAAUGUGUCUUCAGCUGCACAACCCUUGAGGAGUUCAACCUGUUAGCCACCACAGCUAUGGAGAGUAUUGCGCCCAGGUCGGUCUGUCUCCCGUGGCUGAAGAAGCUGCACCUACACUUUGUGCAUUUUGUGGAUCCAUCCGUGGCUGAGAAGAUCAACUCUGGCUGUCCAGCUCUUGAAGACUUGAGUUUGUCCGAGUGCUUUCUUGGUUCAUUCAAGAUAUUAUCUGACACACUGAAGAUUCUAUCCAUUUCUAACUGCCAUUACGAGGAGAUUCAUGUUUCUGCUCCCAACCUUUGUUCCCUGAGGUUAACUGUUUUCAGGAAAGUUCAUCUUGAUGGAAUGCCAUUUCUGGUGAGUGCAUGGGUGUACCUUUGUGAUGGAGGAGUUCAGUACCUUGCUCAGAGUGGAUAUGAUCUCGCUGCAGCACUUUGCAAUGCCCAGCAUCUUGAGCUAUUCAGAUUUAAUUUGUUUCUCCAGGAUAUAAUGGGAAGUUCAGCUCUUGAAGGCCUAUCAUUUUGCAAAUUGAAGAGCCUGUAUAUUGGAGAAUGGCGGGUUGCUGACUUUUAUGGUCCAUUAGCUUAUUUCCUUGGGCAUGCUCCUAAUUUGGUUGCUCUUACUCUGGACCAGUGGAAGUUGUAUCAAAUACAUAAUGGGAAUACCAAUCUGGAGGCCCUGGAAAAGGAACCUAAAGUUGAGCUGAAACUGGUGUCUGCUUUGACCAGAGACCUUGAGAGGCUUCUGAUCAGACUCUCGAAAGGUGAUGACAUUGGAGAAUUCCGCAAAAUGAGAUGCUUGUUGAAGGAGAAGACAAAGCCUAAGGAGACGGAGAUAGUGUGGUUUUAGACCAUUUUUAUAGCAGCCAGCUUCUUUGCAGUACUAAGUGGUACCGUUGAUCGAUCUCCCAAAUCAGGGUCUGCAUCUGUUACCCGUGCCGCCAUUCGUAACCAGCCAGCUUCUUUGCAGUACUAAGUGGUACCGUUUAUCGAUCUCCCAAAUCAGGGUCUGCAUCUGUUACCCGUGCCGCCUUUCAUAACCGCAGUAGUGUCCUACUUCGGAAAGUCUGUCUGUACUUGGAUAUUAGCGCUGUGCUAAAUUAUCAGGAUAUUGUCAUGUGCUUUAUAUUUAGGAUAUCGAUCAACAUGUUGAUCAGUCCUCCAUUACCAGUUAAGUGAGCUGCAAGCAAGCACAUUCACUCCCCGUCCUCCCCGGGAGCCGGUUACUAUGGGAGGUAUGCUCGAUCACUUUUUGGCGACCGUGUCCAAGCACGUUUUCAUUCAUUAAUAGGAGAGGUAAUGCUCGAUCAAUUGCUGUUCUGAAACGGAGCAGAGCCCACAGAGGGAACUUUUGCUGCAGCCCUACUUCACUUUACUGAAGAAAAAGGAUCCUAUACAUUUUUGCGUGUCCAGAAUCCCAACCAUUCCAUUUUCUUGAGUAAAUAAACAUGAUCGAACAUAUUCCUUCACACGUUUGCCACGGCGGCGAAGCUUCUUCCCUGCCAAAACAGAAUCCUGCAGGGCGAUUGGAAUUCAAGCAAUGCAGGAGAUCAGAAGAUGUAGAUCUUCUGCUGUUCUGCAUUGCUGGCUUGCUGCUGAGCGUGCCCGGCCCAACCAACGGUAUCCAGCAGGGAGAGCCUUCACUUCGAUAGACAGCCGGCGGUGAGCCUAGCCUUCCUGGGAUCCGGACGCCUGCGUGUUAUUUUGCACCAGCGCCUUCGCAUCAGCUUAAUAGCAUGCCAUCGCUGGUGUGGUAAGUGCGUGGGUGCCUGUUCGACUGUUCGUCCCGACGGAGGUGAGCUCCUUGCUCGGGGACUCGGGGUGGUAUGAUCUCGUCGCGACGCUUUGCAAUGCGCAGAAACUUGAGCUAUUAUGAUUUGGUUCGGUCCUCCAGGAUAUGGUGGAAAAUUCAGACAAUCAAGGACUACCAUUCUACAGCAGCUGGAUACCAGUUUCUACAGCAUAUUUGCUUAUAUAUUUCCUUUGGUUUGCUCCUAAUCCGGGCCUAUCUUAAUUUGGCCGGUGGACUUUGCACCAAUGGAAUCCUCCUGAAAGAGGGUUCAUCUCUGAUGAUGAUGAUGAUGAGCACAUCAAAAAACAAACUUAGUGGUGGCAAGCUGAGGAAUCUGGUGUCAGGUCUUGACCGAGAUGUUGAGGUGUUUCGUAUCAGGCUCUCCAAGGAACAAGAUGGCAUCAAAGAGUUUCACAAUCUGUGAGGCUUCUUGAAGAAGAUAAAAGCUAAAGAGGUGGUAGUGUGGUUUUAGACUUUUGACUGAGUGCCAUUUGCUCUUCCACAGCACGUUGUCCAGUUGUUCAUAUAUUUCUCCAGAUCAGAGCCUGAAACUGUUUUCGUUGCUGCCAGUUCUUCUGCCACAACAGUAUUGUGCUCAAUUAUACUUUAUUUUAUUGAGGGUAUCAAUUGUCACUUGUCAGUUAA